AUGAUUUCUUUGGCUCCAUUCGUUUCAACGACCCCACUACUGAAGGUUCCUCUCUUGGUUACCAAUUCCAUGCUCACCUACUACGGCAUGACUCCACCGAGGCAACCGCCGCCAACGAAGGAGCAGCUCAGGUUCACUGUACCUGACCUGAUGACUAGGACCACCAGGAUCCAGAUGGCUGCCACGGCUGCGUCGAAGACCAUAUUGUGUAGCAUCACAUUGAUCGAAGCCACAGUGGUCCUGGCCCGCCAGUUCCCAUCGCCGUUCUCUGAUCACAUCCUCUCCUACUUCUUCCCCGCGAGGCGUUCCUCAAGUUCGUUGCAACUCACCCCCAUUUCCGCAGUAGCGUGUGCUCUCGGGAUCUCAGGAGGCCUGAUUCGCGUUUGGUGCCAUCGGGAAUUGGGGCGAUUCUUUACGUGGGAGGUAGCUGUCCGCGACAAUCACCAGCUGAUCACGAGUGGGCCUUAUUCCAUUGUACGUCAUCCGGGCUACACCGGCUGGCUGCUCCUCAUCGCCGGUAACUUCGCUUUGCUCGCGAGUGGAGGGUCGUACUUCAGGGAGGCGGGACUGUGGAAGACAAUCACGGGAAGGGCAGUCGCGGGUUCGAUCAUCGGAUAUUUGAGUUGGGUUACCGUCAACCUACUCAAGAGGACUGCGGAGGAAGACGCGAUUUUGGAGAAGGAGUUCGGAGUCCAAUGGGAAGAUUGGGCGAGAAAGACUCCGCAUCGCUUGAUCCCAUUGAUAUACUGA
Molecule: messenger RNA, 750 nt
Organism: Dichomitus squalens LYAD-421 SS1
Lineage: Eukaryota; Fungi; Basidiomycota; Agaricomycetes; Polyporales; Polyporaceae
Product: ICMT-domain-containing protein
Exons: 2
Coding region: 1-750 (249 amino acids)
Biological process (GO): C-terminal protein methylation
Cellular component (GO): membrane
Molecular function (GO): protein C-terminal S-isoprenylcysteine carboxyl O-methyltransferase activity
Source: RefSeq, a predicted model, not a curated record